Messenger RNA from Branchiostoma floridae (Florida lancelet), 1376 nucleotides. RefSeq lists its product as uncharacterized. Bases 76 to 1011 code for a protein of 311 amino acids. The transcript has 3 exons. Gene Ontology annotation, cellular component: cytoplasm. The record is from RefSeq and is a predicted model, not a curated record. Lineage: Eukaryota; Metazoa; Chordata; Leptocardii; Amphioxiformes; Branchiostomatidae. Gene Ontology annotation, biological process: folic acid-containing compound biosynthetic process. Gene Ontology annotation, molecular function: dihydroneopterin aldolase activity; 2-amino-4-hydroxy-6-hydroxymethyldihydropteridine diphosphokinase activity.
CCAGUUUAGUGACUUUUGGGGUGGCAUAUCUUUUAACAGCGUUCUUUACCGGACCGUACCGUGAGUUUUGUAAAGAUGUCCCUCUCUACUUGCAAACUUCCCACGGGAAGAGUUUAUGACGUCAUCGAAAUCGACAACCUGCGAUGCCGAACAGAGAUCGGGAAAAAGCAGGAAGUCGUCAUCAGUAUGCGUCUAGGUUGUGACAUCAGGAAAGCAGGAAAAAGUGAUGACGUCGCCGAUUCCGUGAACGACAGGGAUGUUUCCACAGACGUCAUCACUUAUGUGGAGUCAAAUUCUUUUAAUCUGGUGGAGAAGCUAGCGACUGAUGUUGCCCGAAUCUGUAUUGCUAUUCACAAGGUCCCGUGGGUACAAGUGCGCGUCCACAGGCCACAAGCGCUGCGAUUCUCUGACUCCGUCGGUGUCCUGAUCGAGAGAACACCGGAAGAUUUCGAUGACAGUGUGGUACAUCUUUCUCUCGGCUCCAACAUCGAGCCCAAGAAGAAUAUGAGGGACGCCCUCACCCUCUUGAAGAAGAAAGUCUUGGUGCUGAAGAUGUCUUCAUCAUUCCUUACGUCUCCUCAGAUCCAAUUAGACCAGCCUGAUUUCAUCAACAUGGCAGUUAGAAUCCUAACGGAUAUGGCACCAGCUCAACUAAAAACCUUUCUUUCUGGUAUAGAAAAGUCGCUUCUGCGCGUGCGCGACCAUAAAAAUAAAAGUGGCCCCUGCACAAUUGACCUUGAUAUCUCCCUCUGGGGGUCAAAGGUUUUGGAAUAUAGCGUUUGCAACAGUGGGGAUGGGUCCAAUCACAACUCGUCUAACGGCCAUAUUCGGAAAAAGGAAUUGCCUGACCCAGACAUCCUUCGGUUCGCUCAUGUGGCUGUGCCAUUGGCUGAGAUCUCUCCCAAUAUGAAGCAUCCGACCAAUGGCAGCACGUUGGCAUCUGUUGCCAUGAAGAUAACGGGCCGGGAGGAUUUUGAAAAUUCGUUCCCAACCGUGGGGCUUUUCCGUUAAAUUUAAAAUUAAAUCGUCGCAUGACCGCCGUAAGAUCACAAACUGAGGACCUCUUUCGGACAUUGUAAAAUGUAAUGUCUAAACACGAAAAAAGUUUGUCUUAGAUCCUUGUCGGUGAUUGGUUCUGUUACAGCCUUCUUGACAAUCUAUAGCAUUAAAGUUGUACGACCGUAAAAGCUAGAAUCACUAUAAGAAUUAUUUUCUACCAGACUCCGGGUCGCUGGCAAAAAAACGUAGAAAUGGAACAAAUAGAGGAGUAAGCCGGGCAGAGGAGUAUAGCCGGGUAGGGAACAGCACGCAGGACACCGAAUCCAAAAUUUGAUUUAGCAAAAAAGGUAAUGACAUAAUAAAAUAGACCAGUCUAA